AUGCCUUCUCCGUGGCCUGCUCUGUCUGACGGUGAGAGCGACACUAGCUCACGCCUGCCUGAGAUCUUCUCGAACAACGCUUCCGACUCUGAUUCCUCCACCGCACCUAGCGUCUUCGACUCGAGCAGCGAAUCUGAAUCCGAGUCUGAAGAUGAGUCCGAAGAUGAGCUGGCUUCGGAAGAUGAAGAGGAGCAACUUCCACCAGAAUACUAUCUCCAGGAGGCCGAGUCUCUUGAUGUCUCCCAUCUCCGACAGAAACGCUACAGCCCGAAGACUCAGGAGAGAUUGGAUGAGACGCAAGAUUUUUGGGAUAGGUUCUGUAAUGGCACAAAGCGCGGUCCGGUGGAAUGUUUGUCCUGGCUCUCUGAUACGGAGGAGACGGUUCGCUUUCUCAAGGCUCUCUUCUCCUGGCGGUGUGACCAGCGACGUGGAAAGGAUGGACGUCGCACCCCAGGAGUGAAGACUAAAAGCUCGCUCGACUUAUUCUGGAAGUGGUGGCAUCUGAUCUAUAAGGCCGAGGUUGGACAUGAGCUCAGCAAAGAUAUCCAAGUUAAGAUCCGCGAUGUGCUCGCGAUAGUUGCCACAGAAAAGAAACUUUCCCUUAAAGGUCGACCGAAAGCGACCAUGUAUGUCGAGGAUGUGGCCGAGUUUGCCCGAGUAAUCCUGUCCACGACAGAGAUGACUUUUCCUUGUGGCUGGUACCGGAUACAACUCCUCCUUUUCUGCCAGCUGGCCGCCAUCACCGGUAGCCGUCCCGGGGCGCUACUGAAACUUCGCUUCCAGGAUCUCAAGUUGACAUUAGUUCGGGAUCCGAAUGGAGGACGUCCUCGAUUUUUUAUCUACUUGAGACCGGAAUUCACAAAAACAUUUCUUGGCGAAAAAGAGUCAAACACGUUCCCGAUUCCGGAAAUCAUCUUUGAUCCCACGUUGGUCCUCAGUCCUCAUGUUUUCCUGCUAGGCAUGCUAUUUAGAAUUGGCGCAUUUAAAAGUCUAUCCAAAGAUGGUCCUGUGAUGGACUGUCCUGAGAAAUUGUACCGUCUUCGGAUCCUAGAUGGACUUGGUGAGCAGGAAUUAAAGCUGAAGGACGAAAUUCUCGAUCAGCAUAUGUUUUGCCAAGCAUUACGAGAAGCUGAUGGCAUUCGAAUCGCACUAGAAAAGGAACUUACUGGGUCAUGGCUGCGUUACAGAAUGAAACGAGGUGGUGAGAUUACUGGCUUCGCGGAAGUCGCGAAGCCAUAUUCGGAUGUAUCGAAUGAACUGCAGAACGUGAUGCUGCAGCACGCCAGCAUUGAUACUUUUGUCCGGCACUACAGUGUGGGUAUCCACGUAGAUGCCCAGGCAAUUGUACGGGGCAUGCCCGCUCAGAAACAGCUUAUGCGGUUUGCCUGCUCGAUGAGUCGGUCGAUUGAUCCUCGCAGACCCUAUCGGCUUGAGGAUUCAAGCUGUAUCAAUGAUAUUCCCCGCGUGUGUACCCUGGAAGACAGGAAGCAGGCGAGAAAGCGGAUUCGAGACGCUAAGAAGCGCGCCUAUGAAGAUGCCCAGGCUACACUACAGCAGGAGUUCGGCGAUAACCCACCGCAGAGUGGCGCUCAUUCCCGAAUAAUCCGCAAGCGGUGGAAGGCUCAAGAGAAAGGUGUCAAAAAGCUACGCCAGAAAUUUGAUCAUGCAGACGAGCAGUAUGAUCGCGCAGUGAAGCAAUUACGAAACGAGAAGGGAUGGCAAAAGCACCGAUUGGUUCGUGAAAAUCUGGAGCGGUACAAAAAUGAGCAGCCGGUGAUCGACAGUGAGCGGCAACUUUCCGGAAAAGUUGUUGACGAAGAAGUUAUGGGGGCGUUGCAGCGUACCGGCUAUAUGACACCGCAGCAUAUGACACUUAUCGACAGUGUUCUGACUCUGCCGGGUACAACAGUCGAGAAAGAAUAUGAGCGUCGAAUUGCUGCAAUCAAUGCAGUGAUUGCGAGGGUGCUCCCUCGCGGCCUCGUGUCCCGCAAAAACGCACCGCCGAUACUGCCGAUUUGCCACCUGCUGCCCCCCCUACCUAAGAGGCAGAAGUCUAUCUCCUCAGAUGAGAGUGGCGAUACUUUCUCUCAAGCGAUCGCUUCUGUUUGCGUCAAAUGUCCAGGAGAGAGACCAACGAUCUGCUUUAUUUGUCUUGGUAAUACCAGACUGCCAGAACGCGAACGCCUGAAAAUGUACAAGAACCCCGGGUCCCUCAGCCGACACUUCGUCAACAAACAUAUCAAGCCAUUCCCGAAUGACAUGCACUGCGAGUGCAACAUUUGCGGGGAAAAGCUGAUGUCAAAAUCGGGACUCCUGAACCAUGCGCAAAGAAUGCAUGGAACUGUCUCCUGCCUACCUUUACCAGCUCUUGGCCUAGCCCUUCCUUGA
Molecule: messenger RNA, 2388 nt
Organism: Penicillium antarcticum
Lineage: Eukaryota; Fungi; Ascomycota; Eurotiomycetes; Eurotiales; Aspergillaceae
Exons: 6
Coding region: 1-2388 (795 amino acids)
Source: RefSeq, a predicted model, not a curated record